AGAUAAUGUUGGAAAUUGAAAGCUCUGACCGUAGUCCACUUCAUGGGCCCUUUCCUGUUCGGAGCAGACUGGUUUAUCGGUCGCCAAAUACGGUUGAUGAGCUUGAAAACCGCAACGAAGAGACCGAUCGAACUUGAAUUUGGCAUUUUCUUAUUCUUUCCAGUCAAACUGCUUCAAGAUCGACCAAGAUUACACCAUGGUGCUCUACUCAAUCCAGUUGGUCCCCGACAAGAGCCGGGGUCUCUUUGCGACGCAGCAAAUCACUGCGGGCACGAUGAUCCUCUCUGAGAAGCCCAUCAUGACGCUUAACCGGCAAGAUGUGGAGGCUGAAGAUACGAUUGCGCGCUUGGAGAAGAGAUGGAAUGCGCUUUCUUCCGAGGAGCAGACGCAAUGCCUUGCGAAGUGCUACGACGCGAUGGGAAUCAAUGACGAGCUUUCGGGCAACAUUGCUGCAGAUGGCGAGAUGGAAGUCAACUACGACGAGGAGAAGGAAGCCAGCGACGGCGGACAGGAGAAUGGCGAAGAUAGAGACAGCGUGCCUCUCCAUCUGGCUGUCCUGCUGAAGUAUCUCAACCAUCAGGAGUACGAAGGAUGGCAGAUGAGCGCCGUAUGGCUGCAUUCCACUCUCAUCAAUCAUUCUUGCGCUCCCAACGCUUCACGAAUCCACGACCCCAGAACCUACGAGCGACAAGUGCGAGCUAUCCGCGACCUCAAGCCCGGCGAGGAGAUUCUGGUCUCCUACAUCGACCUCAACCGACCCCGCGAUGCCCGCGCAGCCGCCCUGGGCUUCAUCUGCCUCUGUACUACCUGCAACGGCCCCAAGAAGGAAGAGAGCGACGGCCGCCGACGCGAACUAGCCAAACUUCUCGAGGCGUUCAACGACUUCGACAAGCGCAAUGAAAUCGGGGAGCCGGCUCAAAACGAGAACUUCGAGAUUUCGAAUGCGAAUGCUGAUGCUUUGGUCAUCCGGAAUGAUGACUAUGCGUUGGCGCUGGUGCUUGCCGAGGAGUUCGUGGCUAUCUUGCAGGAGGAAGAGCUGGUUAUGGCGCUCACCAUGGCUGUGCUGAUCACAAAACACAUGGCGUAUUCCAGAUACGAACGCUGCAGCUUCUACGCCUUCGAGGACUGCCAGCUCGAGUCCUGUCUAGACUUUGCCCGAAAGGCAUUGGCGAACGAGCGCAUCUGCCAGGGCCCCGAACGAAUUCACCGUGUCGAGGUCUUCCUCCAGAGCAUGGAGGAGGACUGUGCCGUUCUUGCUAAUGAAGCGGCUCAGGAAGAGGUAGAGGCUGACAAGUGA
Molecule: messenger RNA, 1297 nt
Organism: Pseudomassariella vexata
Lineage: Eukaryota; Fungi; Ascomycota; Sordariomycetes; Amphisphaeriales; Pseudomassariaceae
Exons: 3
Coding region: 197-1297 (366 amino acids)
Molecular function (GO): protein binding
Source: RefSeq, a predicted model, not a curated record